Messenger RNA from Dryobates pubescens (Downy woodpecker), 1883 nucleotides. RefSeq names its product intraflagellar transport 43 (gene IFT43). The record is from RefSeq and is a predicted model, not a curated record. NCBI's taxonomy places the organism in Eukaryota, Metazoa, Chordata, Aves, Piciformes, Picidae. The transcript is spliced from 9 exons. The coding region runs from base 171 to 722 and encodes 183 amino acids. Gene Ontology annotation, cellular component: intraciliary transport particle A; cilium. Gene Ontology annotation, biological process: intraciliary retrograde transport.
GGGCAGGGGCGGCGGGGUCUGCAGCCGCGGUCCGUUCCCACGCCAGCGGGACGAGUGCGGCUGGGCGGUCUCGGGGCCAGCAGCCCUCUCUGCAUGGCGGCGGUGGGCGGGGAAACGGUGUGGUUCCCGGCUCCGAGAGGCCUGCUCGGGCUCUCCCUUAGAUACUAAAGAUGGGCCGUCGAGCCCGCCAGGACCUCUUACCGGAUGAGAAUCUCAGCAGGAAGAAUUCCUCGUCUGCUUCUCUCGGAGAGGGUCCACCACCUAAACCACCACGCCGGCAAGGAGGCUGGGCAGAUGAUCCUGUACUGGCACCUACCAAGUCAGGAAGAAAGCAUGGAGAAGAAGUAGAAGACCAUCGUCUCAGACAGCAGAGCCUGGAGACAUCAGAUGAUGGAGGAGACAUUCCCGUGAUCCCUGACUUGGAGGAAGUCCAAGAAGAAGAUCUGGCCAUGCAAAUGGCAGCUCCCCCCAGUGUGCAGGUGAACCGAGUGCUGACCUACCAUGACCUAGACAAAGAUCUAAUGAAGUAUGCUGCCUUUCAGACUCUGGAUGGAGAGGUUGACCUGAAACUUCUUACCAAAGUUUUGGCUCCGGAACAUGAACUACGAGAGGAUGAUGUCAGCUGGCAUUGGGACCAUCUCUUCACAGAAGUGUCCUCAGAACUAGUGGCUGACUGGGACCUAGGACAGUCUGAAAAAGAGGACCACCUUAGUGUGCCCUAGAGCACUGGCACACCAGAUAUCCAUAUAUCCAUCUCAUUUAUAAUAGCUUAAUACUUUACUUUUCUAUUAAUUUGUUUGUAUUUGAGAAUUUAUUUCAGACAUGAAAGUAAAUAGGACCUCGCUUCACAGGAAAACUGGCUCCAGAGAAGUUUGGGGUAUUUUGUAGGAAGAAUCUUUGUUCUGUGAAGAGAGUAAGAAUUCUAAACAUGAUAAAACAUUGACUUACUAACAGUGACUUCCACCUGACUAGCACCUUUCCUCUACAGAAAUGCAGCCUGGCAAGAGUGGGCCAUCUUAAAAGGGAGAGUGGUUUUCAGUGAUGGCUAUCAGAGAAGCAUGGGCUGAUACAAUUUGUUUGCUUAGGACAUCAAGGUUGCCAUCUUCCUCACAACAGAUGCCACAAGUUGUUAAGAUGCCCAUUUUACAUUUCAUCCCACAGCCUCCAGCCAUUCCCUGCCAGUUUAACUUGUCACCUAGAACAUUACCUCUGUAUUGACUCAGUGGAAGCAGCAUCACUUAUUGAACUGCCAGCACCGCUUCUUAUAGCACCUUUCUUUUCCCCUUGAGGUUUCCCAGCUAGACUCUGACUAAGCCUAACCCUGCUUGGCUUUGGCAGUCAGAUGAGAUCAGAGCCUGAACAGAGAUAGCUUCAGGCAAUAGGUAGUUUGUAAAGAAAAUACUGUUUAUUCCAGGCAUGUGAAAGAAUGGAGCCUGCUGCUCUGAAACAAGGUAACUCCCUGGUGGGUGUCUCCUUGGCACUAAGUAACCAACUCUUAUCAUCAUCCAAAGAAAAAUCUGUUUAGUUUCUAAUGCAUUAUCCCCAUAGGAUCAUGAUCAUUAUUUGCAGGAAACCGUUCUAUUACUUCUAAGCCAAUGUCCUUCAAAGCCUUGUCCCAUUGGAGAAUCUUGCUCUGUACUUGUGAGGGGCAGUGCAGGUUCUGGGAGGAAUGCUAGCAGUGCUGCUUUUCUUAGCUUGUUUGAUCAGUCUAGUAGAGCACUGCAUUCCCGUUCUUGUACUGAUAGCAGGAGAGGUCAAAUAACUCACUGAAUUCACUACUCUGAUGUGCCAGAAAACGCUACCAACAAGAGAGAAGCAAUUCAGUUUCAUUGUUUGGCCACCAAAAUAAGGGAAGGGUCAUCUGUCUCAAGCAGACACUAAGU